Oldenlandia corymbosa var. corymbosa is the source of this 2031-nucleotide messenger RNA. Lineage: Eukaryota; Viridiplantae; Streptophyta; Magnoliopsida; Gentianales; Rubiaceae. The record is from the annotation of a GenBank genome assembly.
AAAAUCCCUAGAAAUCAUUAACAAUCGAAAAAAUAGUUAAAAAAAAAAAUUGUCGUUGGCCAAAUUUUGUCACCUAUAAAAAUCUUCAGCUCAAACUUUCCCUUUUCCCCACCAUUUGCUCUCCUCCACUCCCCCAAAAAAGAACAAACACACUUCCCGGCAAAUUAUCUCCCCAAUUCUGCGAAACCGAAAGCUGACAAAAAUCACCGGAAAACACAUUUCAAGAUGAGAGAAAUCCUUCACAUUCAGGGCGGACAAUGUGGGAACCAGAUCGGAGCUAAGUUCUGGGAGGUCAUUUGCGACGAGCAUGGCAUUGACCACACCGGCAAGUACUCCGGCGACUCAGACCUCCAAUUAGAGCGCAUCAAUGUCUACUACAACGAGGCCAGCGGUGGCCGGUAUGUUCCUCGCGCCGUUCUUAUGGACCUUGAACCUGGUACUAUGGAUUCAGUUCGUUCGGGCCCUUACGGUCAGAUUUUCCGGCCGGAUAACUUUGUGUUUGGACAAUCUGGUGCUGGAAACAAUUGGGCUAAAGGUCAUUACACCGAGGGUGCUGAGCUGAUUGAUUCUGUUCUCGAUGUUGUUCGAAAGGAAGCUGAGAAUUGCGAUUGCUUGCAAGGAUUUCAAGUGUGUCAUUCAUUGGGUGGAGGAACUGGAUCUGGCAUGGGGACCCUUCUCAUUUCAAAAAUCAGGGAGGAAUAUCCAGACCGUAUGAUGUUGACAUUUUCAGUAUUCCCGUCCCCUAAAGUAUCUGACACUGUGGUUGAGCCAUACAAUGCUACCUUGUCAGUACAUCAACUUGUUGAGAACGCGGACGAGUGCAUGGUUUUGGACAAUGAGGCUCUCUAUGACAUCUGUUUCCGCACUCUAAAGCUCGCAACUCCUACUUUUGGUGAUCUCAACCACUUGAUUUCUGCUACCAUGAGUGGAGUCACAUGCUGUCUUCGCUUCCCUGGACAGUUAAACUCUGACUUACGUAAACUUGCUGUUAACCUCAUCCCAUUUCCUCGACUCCAUUUCUUCAUGGUCGGGUUUGCACCUUUGACCUCCAGAGGCUCCCAGCAAUACCGUGCCCUCACCGUCCCAGAACUGACACAGCAAAUGUGGGAUGCAAAGAACAUGAUGUGCGCUGCUGAUCCUCGUCAUGGUCGUUACUUAACUGCUUCUGCAAUGUUCCGUGGCAAGAUGAGUACCAAAGAAGUUGAUGAACAGAUGAUCAAUGUCCAGAAUAAGAACUCAUCUUACUUUGUCGAAUGGAUUCCCAACAAUGUUAAGUCUAGUGUCUGCGACAUCCCACCAAAGGGUCUGAAAAUGGCAUCUACUUUCAUCGGGAACUCAACCUCAAUCCAAGAAAUGUUUAGACGCGUGAGCGAGCAAUUCACAGCUAUGUUUAGGCGCAAGGCUUUCUUGCACUGGUACACAGGUGAAGGAAUGGAUGAAAUGGAAUUCACUGAGGCCGAGAGCAACAUGAAUGAUCUUGUCGCUGAGUACCAGCAAUACCAGGAUGCCACUGCUGAUGAGGAAUAUGGAGAAGAAGAAGAAGAAGAAGAGGAGAUGACAACAUGAGACAUUUGGCUCGCUGCCAUAGAACUCUGGAAUCUUUGGUCUGAUGGUUUUGUUCCUAUGGGUGAUUGGUAUUUGUGUCGUCGUCAAGGAAUGAGUCAGAUUGAUGUAGUGAAUAUAUCGUAGUAUCGUGUGACGUGUUGAUCGUUGUAUUCGAUUUGGGUUUGUUAACUGUAUUACUUUGUGUAUCAUCUGUAUCUGUACUUUUUCAUGGUUACCUUUUCCUUUGGCAUUUUAGUACUUGAUGUUUAGCUUAGCCUUGUUUUAUAUUGGGGUGAAAAGCAGUUUUUGCCUGCAGUAGUUUGCUGGGGUUGUAGAAUUCAAAGGGUCGGAUAGUUUGGGGCGAUGAUGAAGUUAUUCAACACUUCUAAAAAGUAAGGGUCAGAAAGAAGGAUUAAAUCCCCUUAAUUGGUAAAAUAACCUCUAACCUCUUUGUAUUGGUCUCUAAUUUCUUUAUUUCUGUCCCCC